Neohortaea acidophila is the source of this 435-nucleotide messenger RNA. RefSeq names its product Got1/Sft2-like family-domain-containing protein. Lineage: Eukaryota; Fungi; Ascomycota; Dothideomycetes; Mycosphaerellales; Teratosphaeriaceae. The record is from RefSeq and is a predicted model, not a curated record. Gene Ontology annotation, biological process: endoplasmic reticulum to Golgi vesicle-mediated transport; retrograde transport, endosome to Golgi. The transcript is spliced from 4 exons. The coding region runs from base 1 to 435 and encodes 144 amino acids. Gene Ontology annotation, cellular component: Golgi cis cisterna; endoplasmic reticulum; COPII-coated ER to Golgi transport vesicle.
AUGCCGACAUUAUGGCUGUCCGACUCCCAAAAGAUCGGAGUGGCAUUCUGCAGCGGCGGCGCCCUCUUCCUCCUCCUCGGCCUCAUCUUCCUCUUCGACCGCGCCCUGCUAGCCAUGGGCAACAUCCUCUUCCUCAUCGGCAUCACCCUCCUCCUCGGCCCCCAACGAACCUUCCUCUUCUUCGCGCGAAAACAGAAAUGGCGGGGUAGUGCAGCCUUUUGGGCCGGCGUGCUGCUCAUCCUCAUCCGCUGGACCUUUGUGGGCAUUCUCGUCGAGGCGGUGGGCAUCUUCUACUUGUUUGGAGAAUUCUUCAAGACGCUGGCGGGAUUUGCGUACGGCAUUCCGAUCAUUGGGCCGUACCUUGCAAGAGGACUGCAGGUUGCGGGCGAUAAGGCCGGGGCGAGUGAGAGGGCACAUAAGGAUUUGCCAGUAUAA